This is a messenger RNA of Ricinus communis (castor bean), 1916 nucleotides long. RefSeq names its product ultraviolet-B receptor UVR8. NCBI's taxonomy places the organism in Eukaryota, Viridiplantae, Streptophyta, Magnoliopsida, Malpighiales, Euphorbiaceae. The transcript is spliced from 11 exons. Bases 184 to 1620 code for a protein of 478 amino acids. The record is from RefSeq and is a predicted model, not a curated record.
GUCAUUGCUUAACGACUUAAUAAAACUUUUUCUUCUCUCUUUCUCUUUCUCUUUCUCUCUGCAUUAACACAGCACGCCUUCAUUUUGAGUUACUCCACUAGCCUUUUUAUACUGAUCGUAAUUUGCAACUCCUGGAAAAGGAAAAUUAGAUUGUCGUUUCUGGUGCUUCUUGUUUUCGUUUUGAUGGCAAUUAAUGGAAAUGGAGAAGAAGAGGAUGUGAAAAUGGAGGAAUGCUGUAAAGUAACGGCAGUUUAUAUGUGUGGUUAUCUUCCGGGAAUUUCACCGGAGAAGUCGCCGAUACUUUCUCCGAUUCAAGUGCCGAUUUCAGACGGUGGUGGUUUUGAUUCAUGGAAGGACGUUUGUAGUGGUGGUUGUGGAUUUGCUAUGGCCAUUUCAGGAUCUGGAAAUCUGAUAACGUGGGGAUCCACAGACGAAGAAGGUCAAAGCUAUUUGACAUCAGGGAAGCAUGGGGAAAUUCCAGAGCCUUUUCCUCUUCCUUGUGAAGCUUCUGUAGUCAAGGCAGCUGCUGGCUGGGCACAUUGUGUUUCAGUUACAGAGACAGGGGAAGUAUUUACAUGGGGAUGGAAAGAGUGUGUUCCAUCUGUAAAGAUAAUUCAAAGAGAUAAUACUGGCAAACAAAAUGCAUUGCUGCAAACUGAAAAAGUGAGUUCAAGGUCUGAAGGAUCAAGUUUAACCAGGGGGACAGUUCUUAAUUCUGACAGCAAAAGGACCGGAGAUGAAAUUGUUAAGAGGCGAAGGGUAUCACCAACUAAAGAAGAUUUUGAAAGUUCGCCAUCUGGAGAUGAAUUUUUCACAGUGUUACCUUUGAUGGUAACUUUGGCUCCUGGAGUAAGGAUCACCAAUGUUGCUGCUGGUGGUCGCCAUACUUUAGCACUGUCAGAUAUGGGACAGGUAUGGGGUUGGGGCUACGGAGGCGAAGGGCAGCUAGGUUUGGGAUCCCGGAUAAAAAUGGUGUCUUCUCCUCAUCUCAUACCUUGCAUUGAUGCAUCUGCUUCUGGGAAAGACCGGUCCUUGAUAGUGCAUCAGGGAAACUUAACACCAUCAGCACAAGCAUCUACAUUCCCUGGAAGUUAUGUGAAGGAAAUUGCUUGUGGAGGCCGGCACAGUGCAAUAGUAACAGAUACUGGAGCACUACUUACAUUUGGAUGGGGACUCUAUGGACAGUGUGGACAAGGAACUACAAAUGAUCAGCUAAGGCCUGCUUGUGUACCUGCUUUAUCGGGAAUUAAAGUAAUAAGUAUUGCUGCUGGACUAUGGCAUACUGUUUGUAUCAGUGCUGAUGGUCAUGUAUAUACUUUUGGUGGGAAUCAGUUUGGACAACUAGGAACUGACACUGACCAGACUGAGCCAAAGCAGUUGUAUGCACCAAGUUUGGGAAGCAAGCAUGCGAAAAUCGUUUCUUGUGGGGCUCGACAUAGUGCUGUUUUGACAGAGGAUGGCCAAGUAUACAGCUGGGGUUGGAACAAGUAUGGUCAGCUUGGCCUAGGUGAUUCCAUUGACCGUAACAUUCCUUCACAAGUUCCUAUUGAAGGUUAUCGUCCUAAAAAUAUUGCAUGCGGUUGGUGGCACACAUUACUACUAGCUGAGACAAUCCUUUGAGUUUUUUUUACUAUCAAAUAUCAGUGAUCAACACAGAGGUAAAGCUUUGUAGGAUGGCAAUCCCUUUUUUCGCGUUAGCAUAGCGCCCUUUGACGCACAUGCAAUGUUCCUAUAUACAAUGUAUAUACUUGCAUGUAAGCAUGUGUCAGUCUUCUCUUGCUCUCUUUUUUCUGACAGUUGAUUGCAAGAAAAACGAGUGGAGUUCUUACACAAACAAUCCUUGUAAUGAUACAAUAGUGUCUUUCAAUCUUGUGACUAAUGUCUCUAAUUCAAACGAAAGUGGAUAAUAUUGCCAA